CUAUCGAACGUCGAGGCGCAGUGGGCCAAGUUGUCGAGUGAGGAAAAGGUGGCUGUUCAUGAGCAGCUUGAGGUUCUGCAGAAGAAGGAUUGGAAGGAAUUGUCGCUCGAUGAGAAAAAAGCUGCAUACUACGUAGCCUUUGGCCCUCACGGCCCACGCACACCCACCAGCCAACCCGGCGACAACCUCAAGAUCUUCCUAAGCACAUUCGCCCUCGUCGGCGUUGCCGGCGUGCUUUUCUACGCUAUUCGACAAUACGCUGCGCCCCCGCCAAAGACACUGACCAAGGAAUGGCAAGAAGCUAGCAAUGAGCGUGCGUUGGAGAUGAAGCUUAACCCUAUUACAGGUAUCUCAUCAGAAGGCUACACCGGCAAAGGGUUCGUACAAUCA
This is a messenger RNA of Laccaria bicolor S238N-H82, 390 nucleotides long. RefSeq lists its product as uncharacterized. The annotation marks the transcript as partial. The transcript is spliced from 4 exons. The record is from RefSeq and is a predicted model, not a curated record. Gene Ontology annotation, biological process: mitochondrial electron transport, cytochrome c to oxygen. NCBI's taxonomy places the organism in Eukaryota, Fungi, Basidiomycota, Agaricomycetes, Agaricales, Hydnangiaceae.